Elgaria multicarinata webbii is the source of this 487-nucleotide messenger RNA. RefSeq names its product ATP synthase inhibitory factor subunit 1 (gene ATP5IF1). The transcript has 3 exons. Gene Ontology annotation, biological process: negative regulation of ATP-dependent activity. Gene Ontology annotation, cellular component: mitochondrion. Gene Ontology annotation, molecular function: ATPase inhibitor activity. Bases 45 to 398 code for a protein of 117 amino acids. Lineage: Eukaryota; Metazoa; Chordata; Lepidosauria; Squamata; Anguidae. The record is from RefSeq and is a predicted model, not a curated record.
UGGUUCGGGCUUGCUUCCCACCUCCUGCCAAGGACAGACUUGAGAUGGCUGCGGUCGGCUCUGUGCUGAGGUGCGGUUUGCGGGGAGCCGUGGCUUUGCCGUCGCAACAGCGGGCCUGGAGCUCAGGCUCCGGUUCCGACCAGUUGGGCGAGCUCGGGAAAGGCGCUGGGAAAGGCGGAGGUGGAGGUGGAGCCAUCCGCGAGGCUGGGGGCGCGUUUGGAAAACGGCAAGCGGCCGAGGAAGAGCGCUAUUUCAGGCAGCAAGGGAAAGACCAGUUAGCACAUUUGAAAAAACACCAUGAAGAAGAAAUACAUCAUCAUAAGAAAGAAAUAGAGCGCCUGCAAAAGGAAAUUGAACGUCAUAAGUCCAAGAUCAAGAAGCUUGAUGAUGAUGAUUAAGUAGUUGCCGUCCUUAUUGGUGUGGGGCAUGACUACGAUGGUUUUGAAAACUGUGUCAGCCUACGUACAUGUUCUUGCUCUUAACAGUG